This is a messenger RNA of Sarcophilus harrisii (Tasmanian devil), 2235 nucleotides long. RefSeq names its product cornichon family AMPA receptor auxiliary protein 1 (gene CNIH1). The record is from RefSeq and is a predicted model, not a curated record. The transcript is spliced from 5 exons. Bases 141 to 575 code for a protein of 144 amino acids. Gene Ontology annotation, biological process: vesicle-mediated transport. Lineage: Eukaryota; Metazoa; Chordata; Mammalia; Dasyuromorphia; Dasyuridae.
CAGACGCAGUACAGCGGGACUGCGAGGGCCGCGGCGGAGGUGGCGGCCUGGGGGAAGUGAAUGGUUUUACCCAGCGGGCCCAGCGCCGGCCUUCGCCUAGGUCGCAGUACGCGCGGCCGUUUUCCUCUUUCCGCUGGGCCAUGGCGUUCACGUUCGCUGCUUUUUGCUACAUGCUGGCGCUGCUGCUCACCGCUGCGCUUAUCUUCUUCGCCAUCUGGCACAUUAUAGCAUUUGAUGAACUGAAGACUGAUUACAAGAAUCCCAUAGACCAAUGUAAUACACUCAAUCCUCUUGUACUUCCAGAAUAUCUCAUCCACGCUUUCUUCUGUGUCAUGUUUCUCUGUGCAGCAGAGUGGCUUACACUGGGUCUCAAUAUGCCACUCUUGGCAUAUCAUAUUUGGAGGUAUAUGAGUAGACCAGUAAUGAGUGGACCAGGACUCUAUGAUCCUACAACCAUCAUGAAUGCAGAUAUUCUAGCAUACUGUCAGAAAGAAGGAUGGUGCAAAUUAGCAUUUUACCUACUAUCAUUUUUUUACUACCUAUAUGGCAUGAUUUACGUUUUGGUGAGCUCUUAAGAUGAUAUACAACAGACUCAGUCCUGUUAAGUGCAUGCAAAAGCCACAAAAUGAAAAGGAUUCUAUCCAACAAGAACCUGUUUGCAAGAUUAGUUUAUGGAAUAUGAUAUUACUUUUAAAAAAAAAAGACUCCUUAUUUUUCAAAUGUUUCCACUUUUUUUUUGUGGAAAGACUGUUUUCAUAUGUUAUGCUUUAGACAAAUUAAAUGGAAUUACGUAUAAAUGAAUAUAAAAAGAUUACCUCUGGUAUUGACAGGUUUGAAUUUGUACUCCCUAGAAACAGCCAUAAUUUUCUAAAUAAUUGUAUUAAUUACUGACUGUCCUUAGUCUGGAACUUUUUGUUUACAGGAGCCUAUAGUAGUUUAUUUUGGUUUUAUUGAAAUAUUGAUUAUAAUUAUUGGAGAUCAAGUGCUUUUGAAGGACUGAAAAUUUUGUAUAUGUUUGACCUUGUAGGAAGCCUCAUAAGUUUCUUUAUAUAUCAUGUAGAAGAUUACAUGGAUAUAUUUGCAGAAGUAAUGAUGGUGGGAUUUUUUUUCUUAACAUUUGAAUAUUAGCCCUGUGUAUUGCAUGAUCUAGAAAUUUCCCAUAAUAGCUCGUUAAAAUUCAUAUAUUUUAAUUCUUAAGCAUAAGUAAAAAUAUUGAGAAUAUAUACUAAAUUAUCUUGGAAUGCAUUUAAAGUUAUUUUAAAUGUUUUCAUUUGUAGCAGUCACUUAGUAAGAAAUUCGGUAUUCAAAUUACUGUUACAAUCUAGUGAUAAAAGAUAUUCUUAAGGACUUGAAACUUAUACCUUAGAUAUUCAGAACAGAAAAUGAAAGAGAACAUUGUGUAACUAUCCUGCUGUUCUUUAGUGCAAUACAAAUAAAAGUCUAAAAUUAAGACUUCUUUUCAGUGCAUUGUUUUAAAAGAUUGCAGAUAGAUACUUAAAAUUGCUUAAUCUACGACUAUAAUAAAUUCAUAUUAGUUAUAUUUUUAAACCAGUAUUGUUAUGUUUUUUUUUUUUCCACUACUGACUCCAAAAGGGACAUUUAAAAUUUCUAGGCAUAGUAAUCCUUGAUUUUCUUUUGCCAUUUUAGUGGUAUGUGUUUUGACAAAUUUAUAAAGUUGCUUUCUCCUGUUUUUUUGAGGAUUAAAAGGCACUUUUUAAAUUUAAAAUUUUUUUUAUUUUAAUAAACUGAUUUCUGGUAAAAUUCUUUUAUCUAGACUGUUGCCUUCUCAUCUUUAGUGAUUUUUAUAAAUCAUAGUUUCAAGUUUUAGUAAAUAAUCUUAUGAUUUAACUGGCAUCAGAAAGUUCAGGCAAAUGUAUAUACAGUGAUUUCUAAAGUCUUAAAAAGCCUAAGUUAUUUGAACACAUUAAAAUAAAUACAACUUUUUCAUAAACUGAUAAAAGUGAAUUUUUUUGUCAUUUGUAAAAAUUGUUAUAAAAUUUAAUUAAAGGAGCUGCUACUUCUAUAUAGUUAAAAGUGAAUAACGUUUUAAAACUCUACCAUACCCAUUUGGGACAGAAUGGUUAGAAUACUUGGAGUUUUGUUUUUCUACUUGCAUGCAAUAUUCUUUUGGUAUUUGCCUUCUCCCCAAUCUCUUCCAGUAGAAAACAAGUGACAAUUUUCCAAGCUAUAGGAAAAUAUAUUGACUUUUACAAUUCAAUAAAAAAUUUUAAGCUG